Messenger RNA from Danaus chrysippus (African queen), 1023 nucleotides. Lineage: Eukaryota; Metazoa; Arthropoda; Insecta; Lepidoptera; Nymphalidae. The record is from the annotation of a GenBank genome assembly.
AUGCACGGACGGAGCCACAGCGGCUGUAUCGCGGCGGUGCGGCACACAGACCCCGCGGGAGUCCCGUCCCAGCUCGGAACGUCGGAGCGUGCCGCCACCGUGCGCCAAAACACUUUAGCCCACGACAGGUGCGAGCCACGCGCACACGAAAUACGGCCGGCGGUACAAACACCACGCGCAGCACACCACGCUAUAAACCGCCCAGUGUUACUAACAGAGGAAACAACACCUGCCUGGGAGACAUACAUUGUAUCAGGAACAAAUAUUGAGUUCGAGAGGGCAAAAAACAAAAAACAAUCUAAGAAGUCAGGUUUUGAUACAGGGUUGGUGGAGAUACUACAUAUCACUUGGCAAAACCUAGCAUUAAAAGAUACAUUGCCGUUCCAACUACCUCGAGGCAUUUGGUGGACGAUCACAAUAGAGGAGGAUGAUCGUAUAAGGGCGGAGCGCGAGGAAGGCGGGUGGCGGAGGAAGCGCGCCGCCGCCGGCCGGAGCCCGACGUCGGCGGGCCUUCGUCGUUUACCACGCCGCGAGAGACUGUUUGUUGGACAGGACAGUGCCCCUGACCGGAGCCCCAGAAGGAAACAGCUGUUUGUUACUCCAGCUCCCCCCGUAAUUUCUGGAGGCUUGUGGACCGACGAUGACCUGGCGGAAUGGUUUCGUUUGAUCAAGAAGUAUCCUCCUGGUGCGUCGGAGAGAUGGGAAAGAAUAGCGGGAAGCGAUGGGCCGCAGCGGUUCCUGAGGUCACACAUAUGGCUGCUAGGUCAAGGAGAACUUGCUAUAAGAUACCGGGGCAAGAAGCAGCUGAAGAAGUGCCAGAACCACCUAAGAAGGUCAGUGAAGACUCGUCAGACAGAGGGAGUCCUUUCGGGGGGGCAACUGUGGUCGCAGGUUCAACAGAAGGCUUUAGAGACAGCGCUCGCUAAACAUCCCAAGGGAACAGCUGGGGACCGCUGGCAGAAGAUCGCUUCUGCUGUGCCAGGGAAAACUAAGGUUAGACCUCAUAAUAUCAUGUGUCCAUAA